UGGUCUAGAACUACUGAACUAGAAGAGUCCCAUUUUAAAUUUUAAUUCUGCAAUAUCUGUACACCACCUUCUCUUUCCACAAUCAUCUUCCUUCCUUCCUUUCUUCUUCCCUUUGUAGACCAUUCUUUUCACUCCGAUCCCCCCCACCCCCAACGAAAAAUGGCAGAAGGUGUUCGCUGAGGGAAUCACGUCGGAGGCUGUAGCGAAGCUCGGAGUGCCAUGGCCAUGGGGGUGUCAAAGAUGAGCUCGAGGAUGCGGAGGAGCUGCAGGCUGGAGGAUUUCUCCGCUGAAGCCUGAAUCUCUACGGCAAGAAAUCAUGGCGCGUGCUAAGCAAGCGAAAAAGGUGCGCGUCUUUUUUAUGCUCUUAAAAUGCUACAGUUCCCCCAUCAAAAAAAAAAAAAAAUGCUGCAGUUCCGUUAAUACGGCAAGUCGUUCCGCUCAAAAUUUAAAUUCAAGAACGGCAAGUCGUUGGUUCACCACCUUUAGCUAAGGCGGUGGACUUAAGUCGGUGGCACUGGCUUCUAUAUAAGGGCAAUGGCUUCAAGAGGGAGUGAAACAGAGAGUGAAGAGGGAGUGAAACAGAGAGUUGCGGGUGUGAAUGAUGAUGAUGAUGCCCGUGGGAUUUCGUUUUGAGCCCACCGAUGAAGAGCUGGUAGGCUUCUAUUUGUUGAAAAAGGUUAGGGGAGAAGAUAUAGGUUGGGAUGGCAUCGGAGAGUUUGAUAUUUAUGGUGAAAAGGAUCCCUGGCAAUUCUGUGGUGAUCAGGAGAAGCUUUACGUUUUUACAAGGCUAAAACAACUCAGCAAAAAUCGAGUGGCACGAACAGCGGGUUGCGGUGUUUGGCAUGAGAAUUCUGCCGACAAAAUCUAUGAUGGUCAGGGUGAUGUUAUUGGGGUCAGGAAACUCUUCUGUUUCAAGGUGAAGAAACAGAAAUCCAACUGGUUAAUGCACGAGUUCUCAUUAUUUGGGGAGGGAGAACGAGAACGGGCGACUGACUGGGUCCUGUGCACCAUCCAAAAGAAAGAAUCACGAUCAAGAGUUGGCGUUAAAAGAUGCUUUCAAGAUCAGUCUUCUCCCACCGUCAUCUCUGUUCAAACUCCAUCUCCAUUGCAAAAUUCCAUUAAUACAGAGGAAGAAGAAGUGCUGCUACUUGUGGACGGAUCCCAGCAGAGAAAGAAGAUGCGCUGCUGCGAUGUCGAAUGUCAAGCCACUGGGACCCCAUCAUUAGAAUGUCCAUCUGAAUUUGGAACGCCUGAGUCUGAAUUGGAAACCCGUCUACCAGCUAGUGAUAACUCUGACUCUGAGUUUAGUGUUUCAUAUGAAUAUUUGGAAACCUUGAUGGGCUGUCAACUAGCCAGUAAUGAUGACUCUGCGUCUGAGUUUUAUGCUUCAUACGGUUAUCUGCCGCCACCGCCUUCCCCUGUGGGUGGACAUCUGCCGCUUGAUGCAUGGGUGGAUUCUUGGGAUCCUUAGUUUGCUACUUUACUUUCCUAGCACCUUGUGAAUGAUCAAAACAGAGAACCAAAACUCUGUUUUACUGUUGGUGUCAGUUAAGAUAGGAAAAGAUUGUAAUUUUUUUUUUUUGUUCAAUUUUGUUGGAGCACAUUGGUGUACUUGUUCCUUAUUUUUGUUAUGGGAUAUCCAAUUUGUCA
Messenger RNA from Corylus avellana, 1650 nucleotides. Its product is annotated as protein ATAF2-like. The record is from RefSeq and is a predicted model, not a curated record. Gene Ontology annotation, biological process: regulation of DNA-templated transcription. NCBI's taxonomy places the organism in Eukaryota, Viridiplantae, Streptophyta, Magnoliopsida, Fagales, Betulaceae. Gene Ontology annotation, molecular function: DNA binding.